AUGGUCGCGACUUUCUCGCCGCACCGGGACUCAGGUGGAACCCUUCAUCUUCCAUCGCACUCGGGCAUCCAUCACGUUGAUGCGAGUUCCGCCAUCCGCCAGCUUCGGCGCUCUUUGUCGCGCUCGCCCUCCAAGAGCUCCAACUUCUUCCUCAAUACCCGCAAUCAAUCACCUUCCAAAUCAACCUACGUCUCUUCUCCCUUGUCUCCAUCUCGCCGUUCCUCACAGAGCAACUUUGUGCUCUUCCCUUCAUCUGGUCAGCCCUCACCUCUUGCCGUCCCUUACCCUCCUAGUGCCAAAAUUACCCGGCCGGCCAUGCGACGACGAACGUCCCCACGCAGUCCGGCCAAACGCGCUCUCGCUGUGUCAGCGGACAACGGUAACACUACUCCAUCUCAACCGAUUGCACCACCGCCAGGAGAGGAGAAUGAUCUGACCCUCGACGAUUUGGCUGAUCCUACCGACGUCUCGAUUUGUACGAAUUUUGGUAUAUCAACUACCCCGGCUGCGCCGCAGAGUGAAACUCCUUUUGCGCCUCGUUCCACACUCUCGCGCAUCGAAAAGCGGCGAAGUGGGACCUUUGGCUCAUUUGCGACAGUCAGUCCUCUGAAGCGAAGUGACGGCAUUAUGAACCUCGACCAGGCCUCUCGAGGGAGUCCAUCUGCAAAGCGACGCAGCAUGCACGCGCCCAACUUCACCGAUUUUAGUAUAUUUGAUAACAACUGCGAAACUGCGCCGACAAGCCCGACAGAAGGGGAAUCUUCUUCUUUCCCUACUCCCAUCCAACCAUUCAGUCCAUUCGCCACUAUUCCCAAGCGCUCUUCCUCUCUGCGACGCUCGACCUUGCAGCAGAGACAGGGAGAACGACCUCUGUUUGGCAAACCCCGAGGUCCUGGGGACGGUGACAUGCCUCCUGGAACCCCAUUGGUAGUGCGCCCACGCAUGUCCUUUGAGAGUGGUUUAUUCGAGAAAGGACAGGACAGUAGCAACCUGUUCUCACCACGACCCCCAGCCAGUCCUCUCUUCUCUCCCCACCCUAACAACGCCCCGCCCGCCCUCAAUGUCACCACUCAGGCUCCCCGGCCUUCCGCCCACCCUCUCUCUCGAACAAUCACUCAGUCCUCUUCCGGCUCCAGUUUGGAUGAUUCGCCAACUCAUGAACCGACACACAAGACGGGUCCGCCGCGCCCCAUCUUCAAUUUCUCCAAAUCGCUUCCUGCUGGUGCGAGUCGCCCAGCCCCCGUGCGACGGCUGACCCGCGAGGAUUCUGGAGAAUUCGCGACACCAAACAACUACAAACUGGUGAAGCCUCUUCCCGCUGCAUUUAUGUCAACCGGGUUGAUCUCCAAGAAGAAUCGCAAUGCGGAAGAUCCCAAUGGUGCUGGUUUCAGCAAGAACAUGCCUGACACACCUUGCAAGCGACCUGUGAAUCUGUUCACUGCGGGACCUAACCCACCACCAGAGCGUCUGUUUGAUAAAUCUCAAUCCCGACUUAGGGAGUCCGAGAUUGCGCCCGAAUCACCUUUCAACCCAACUCCGUUCGUCGCACGCUCGAAGCCUGGACCGUUUGCGAAAGGAAUGGGCAUUUUUGGCAACUCCUUCAACCGGCCCGAGGCCUCUCGCCGCGGCAGCUUCGUCAGUAUUGACGGUGAUGAUAUGCAAGCCGAAUCCCCAUCGCGGCCUGACAGCCAACCACUCACUGAUUCCGACUUCCCUCCUACUCCCACCAAACAAACUUUCCUUCCCUCGGUCACUUACCCUCCUUCGACCUCCCAAAUCGCUUCACUCGAGCGGUUGUCCGAAUCCAAUUCCAGCGUUCAUUCCACACCCUUGCGUGAGCGCUUCUUGCAAGUCACGCCUCAAACUCCCCGCGAUCAAUACUUCCCUCCGGACCCGAGUGGAUUCUCCACCAACUCGAACGGCCUUCCCGCCACCCCCACUGGGCCCCGAGAUUCCUUGCUUGCUAGCAAGCGCCCCAGUCUUUCUUUGAGUGGAUACCAAGCUCCCGAUGUGGAUCCCAGCUUGACUGCACGCUUCGAGAAGGUUGAGCUGGUGGGAACUGGUGAGUUCUCAAAGGUCUUUCGAGUUGGUCAGCCGCAUGACGCCUCCGUCCCAUCGGUCUUCUCGCUUGCCUCUAGCGGUCCAAAGUCGCCCACCGACUUGCCUCAUCAGGUGUGGGCUGUGAAAAAGAGCAAGCAGCCUUAUUCUGGUCUGAAAGAUCGUGAACGUCGCAUUCGCGAGGUCGAAGUGCUCAAGACUAUGACCAACACUGACCAUGUGAUUCACUUUGUCGACAGUUGGGAAGACUUUGGUCACCUGUACAUCCAAACAGAAUAUUGCGAAGAGGGCAGCUUGGAUGUCUUCCUUGCUCAGGCUGGCCUGAAGGCUCGUUUGGAUGACUUCCGGAUCUGGAAGAUUUUGCUGGAGCUCUCAUUGGGAUUGAAGCACAUCCAUGACCAAGGCUUCAUCCAUCUUGACCUCAAGCCUGCUAAUAUCCUGGUGACCUUUGAAGGUGUUCUCAAGAUCGCGGACUUUGGUAUGGCUGCUCAUUGGCCAGCCCAGGACGGCAUCGACGGUGAAGGUGACCGCGAAUACAUCGGACCUGAGAUCCUGAUGGGCCGUUUCGACAAGCCUGCCGAUAUCUUCUCCCUGGGUCUUAUUGUGUUUGAAAUUGCCGGUAAUGUGGAGCUCCCAGACAACGGGGUGUCAUGGCAAAAGCUUCGCAACGGUGAUAUGAGCGAUGUCCCCAGCCUGACCUGGAGCUCGGAAACGAGUAUCUUCCGCGAUGCAUCUGGAAACCCAGUUUCCGAAGAAUCAUCGUUUGAGGAUCUCUGUGCUUCGGAUCUAGGUGUCGACGAUUUUGGUGAUGACUUCCUCACAAGUCGCCAGCUGAACGCUCCCAAGCCCUCGCGGCUCGCCCGCAGUGGCGAACUUGUCGAUCCGCCCGACUUUAUGAUCAAUGCUCACCACGCCCAAGCGCUCGACAAGAUUGUCGGUUGGAUGAUCUCCCCUGAGCCCCGUGACCGACCCACGGCUGAUCAGAUUCUCGAAACCUACGGUGUUCAAUUCGUGAACCAGCGUCGCCGUGCAGGAGCUACUGUCUUCGAAGGCAAUUUUGGCCCUGCCGACGAGAUUCUGGCCGAAGACGCCGAAAUGAUCGAUGUGUAA
Molecule: messenger RNA, 3168 nt
Organism: Penicillium cosmopolitanum
Lineage: Eukaryota; Fungi; Ascomycota; Eurotiomycetes; Eurotiales; Aspergillaceae
Product: tyrosine protein kinase SWE1
Exons: 2
Coding region: 1-3168 (1055 amino acids)
Biological process (GO): protein phosphorylation
Molecular function (GO): ATP binding; protein kinase activity
Source: RefSeq, a predicted model, not a curated record